This is a messenger RNA of Fusarium poae, 714 nucleotides long. RefSeq lists its product as uncharacterized. Bases 1 to 714 code for a protein of 237 amino acids. The transcript has a single exon. Lineage: Eukaryota; Fungi; Ascomycota; Sordariomycetes; Hypocreales; Nectriaceae. The record is from RefSeq and is a predicted model, not a curated record.
AUGGCGAACCAGACGCUUCCUCGAAAGAGAUACCUGAGAACCCGGGCUACUGCACAGCCCAAAACACAAUCCCAACAAACCAGCACAAAGUCGACUCCUGGAUCAUGGAUCAAAUCCAAGAUACUGCCAUGGUUUGCCCCGUGGUUUCAACCUCAUCGAUGCUACGACCCAGAAGAGUCGUUUAUCCCAUUUCCCAAGGUUACGUUCCUGAUAGAUAAGCCAAUCAGACUCGAGUGCCAGAUAUGUCAUCAAGCGAACUGUCAGAUCAGGUCCGAUUCAGAGCCGCUUGACGAGUCUGAUUUCAGCUUAAUGCCGUGUGGACAUGCUGCUUGCUCAGGUUGCCUGGAAAAGUGGUUCAAAACUCAGGACACCUGCCCCUUCUGCCGAACUAAACUUGCUUACCCUGGGUGUGGACACGCAAUUCCAGCCAGGUCCUUGACCAAAGAAGGACUUCAUUUGCUACCGAGGACAUUGCCAGACCAGGGCUGGAUCCCGAGUUUCUGCGCACAGUGUCUCAAAGUGACAUUGAUGACACAAGCAGAAGAGAAGUUUCAACAAGUUGCACAAGAGUUCCGAGCGGCAAGACAGCGCUUCUCUCAAACUCAAGCGACGGCUGAUGAGCUCAUCAUGUUUUCAAAGAGGGAUGAGUUUGAGACGUUGUUUCGAGACGAAGUCUACUUGAAGCAGCUCAACACGUGGUUGACAAGCUGGUAA